GGAAUAUCCAAGCUUUAUAGUGCAGGCUCCAAUAGUCUGCUGGGAUGUUAAGGUGAGCAUUAAUACUUUUUUUCCUAUUAAAAAGUAUUUUGUGAACACCCCGAGAAAAUUGUAUUGUAAUUUUAAAAUUAAUUUAUGCUCACAAACAGUACUCCUCCUUUCCCCUCAAAGAACAAAUGCAGUAAAGGUAAUACUUCAAGUAAAGUUCCCAUACCUUCCCCUCAGUGUUCCUCAAUCUCAUCACGAGGAGCAACUUCCAGGGUUGAGAAGAAAAUUUUGUUUCCGGAGACAACACAAAGAUGCCAGUUUUAAUGGUGAUUUUUCGAUAUGGGCACUGUUACACGAGGAAGCAAAGAGACACUCCCAUUUUCUUAGCUUUAACUUUUCAGUCUUAUUCACAUCACCCAUUUUUGUGGCUGGUAGAAAUCCCAGAACCUAUCCUCCUAAUGUCUGCCCAUCCUAAUUUUACAUGUCUAUUGUUAAAAGAAGAUGCCAACUCUAAUUCUGUAAACUCAACAUUUAAUUCUGAAUAGAUUUGCUUAAAUGUGGAAUGUUGUACAGAGAGGGAGAAAGUUGAUGGACAGGAUUUUUCUCCCUUUUUCUCUUUAUACAUAAAAUCUUGGAAGAGGGGGAAAACGCAACCACCUCCUCUCCCCCCCCCCCCCAAGCUUCUGCACUUUCGCUGACUGUCGCGAGUGGGUUAGCAGCUGGUGGAAGAGCACAGUGGCUUAGACACAUGUACGAAGAGUACAGCAGUAAGUCUGAGGCCAGCCCAUAAAGCAGGCGUGCAAAUUCAAGGAAGAGGAGUUUUCUCUAAUUUGCAAUACGCUCUAGUUUUCCAGUCUGCUGCCCAUCCCAGGCGGUACCUUCUGAUGAUUUUCAGCAGGGUGGUAUUUAAAAACAGGCCAGUCCAAUAGGGGCCAGGGAAGGGCAGCCGGGCAGAUGUUACAUGCUGCUUUACGAGUAGCUCAGGUUUUCAGCCAAAUCGAUAGUACAGUAAAUGGCCAGAAGAAAAUCGAUAGGCCCGGGGAGCACUGUAAGACCCCCGGGGGAAAGCAGGGGGCGACAAGGCUGUUUGCCCCAAGCUGAGGAAGGAGAGCGGGCGGGCUCGGAGGGUGCCAGCGGGCGGGUACCCAGAGGCUCGGGCUCUCCGCGCCUGUGCCCGGUGGGAGGGACGUUGCUGCAGGGCUGCGCCCCAGCCCGGUUUAGCAGCGCUGCGGGGGCCCAGGCAGGCGCGCGAGGAGGUUUCGCCCUUGCCGCGGGGUCGGGCGCUGGCCCGCGCUAGGGCGGCUGCGGGGGGGCGGAGGGGGGCCACCCGCUCUCCCGCUCGGCGGCGGCUGAAGGGGGCGGGACCCGGCUCUCACGCGGCGGGCGUCCCGCCUCAAAGGGGCGGAGCUCCGGGCACCCCGCCCCCUUCGCGCCGGCCCCGCCCGCCCUGGCCGGGUCACGACCGGGCGCUCGGGAGGGGACGGGCGGCUGCGCUGGGACCGCUCCGCGGCACCGCCGCAAUUCCUGUCAGAAGCUCCAGACUGCCAUUAUUCUCUGAUGCCAUGCCAGCACCAACUCAACUGUUUCCACUGAUUCGUAACUGUGAGAUUGGCAGGAUAUACAAUACAGUGUGCUACUGCCAUCACAAACAUCUUUGUUGUCUGUCAUCUCAUUUGGCUCACAAUCAUUUGAGAUGUGCACCUCAGAAGAAACUUGCAACACUCUAUCCAAAAGAGAAUUUUAAUCAGUUUAUCCAUGCAAGGAGCUAUGUUUCCACACCACAGAGAUUUUACCUCACUCCUCCACAGGUCAACAGCAUUUUGAAGGCAAAUGAAUACAGCUUUAAAGUCCCAGAAUUUGAUGGCAAAAACGUAAGUUCUAUUCUUGGCUUUGAUAGCAACCAGUUGCCCGCUAAUGCUCCAAUAGAAGACAGGAGGAGUGCGGCGACAUGCUUACAAACAAGAGGAAUGCUUCUAGGUGUAUUUGAUGGCCAUGCAGGCUGUGCUUGUGCUCAGGCUGUCAGCGAAAGACUCUUCUACUACAUUGCUGUCUCUUUGUUACCUCACGAGACUCUACUUGAAAUAGAAAAUGCAGUGGAGAGUGGCCGUGCCCUGUUGCCCAUCUUACAGUGGCACAAGCAUCCAAAUGAUUAUUUUAGUAAGGAAGCUUCCAAACUGUAUUUCAACAGUUUAAGAACUUACUGGCAGGAGCUCAUAGACCUCAACACUGGAGAGACUACUGAUGUAAAAGAGGCUUUAAUUAAUGCUUUCAAGAGGCUUGAUAAUGAUAUUUCGUUAGAAGCUCAAGUGGGAGAUCCAAACUCUUUUCUCAAUUACUUGGUACUGCGAGUGGCGUUUUCAGGAGCAACUGCCUGCGUAGCUCAUGUAGAUGGUGUUGAUUUGCAUGUUGCUAAUACAGGUGACAGCAGGGCAAUGCUUGGUGUUCUAGAAGAAGAUGGAACUUGGUCUGCAGUAGCUCUGUCCUAUGAUCAUAAUGCCCAGAAUGAAAGUGAAAUAGAACGAGUAAAACUGGAGCACCCAAAGUCUGAAGAGAAAAGUGUUGUAAAACAAGAUAGGCUGUUAGGCUUAUUGAUGCCUUUCAGAGCUUUUGGUGAUGUGAAAUUCAAAUGGAGCAUUGAACUUCAGAAGAGAGUGAUAGAAUCGGGCCCAGAUCAGUUGAAUGACAAUGAGUAUACUAAGUUUAUCCCUCCUAACUAUCACACUCCUCCAUAUCUCACAGCUGAGCCACAGGUCAUACAUCACAAAUUAAGGCCGCAGGAUAAAUUCCUGGUUUUGGCUACAGAUGGCCUGUGGGAGACCAUGCAUAGGCAGGACGUGGUUAGAAUUGUAGGAGAGUAUCUUACUGGAGUUCAUCACCAGCAGCCAAUAGCCGUUGGUGGUUAUAAGGUAACUCUGGGACAGAUGCAUGGUCUCCUAACAGAAAGGAGAGCCAGAAUCUCCUCUGUAUUUGAAGAUCAGAAUGCAGCAACUCAUCUGAUACGUCAUGCAGUGGGAAAUAAUGAGUUUGGCACUGUUGAUCAUGAGCGGCUGUCCAAGAUGCUUAGUCUUCCAGAAGAGUUGGCUAGGAUGUACAGAGAUGACAUUACAAUUAUUGUGGUGCAGUUCAACUCUCAUGUUGUAGGUGCAUGUCAAAAUGAGGAAUUCUGAAUUUUAAAUGGAUGUACAAUUUACCAAAGUUGUCAUAAUGAGUAGUCUGAUAAGAUGAAAAUAUACUUGGUGAGCAAACCAGAGUGUCUGCUCAUUUGAAUUAAAAUGUGUGCAGGUACAUUUCUCCCUCCAUGGCCCAAAGUUUUAUUAACUGUGGAAAGUGCUAUUGAACUAACAGUCUUCCAAGAAGAUGGCACAACUUGGAAAGAGGGACUUGAAACAAGUUUGCACUAUUGAAUCAAUGAAUGCUGCUAGAACAAUAUUUUGGUUUUGGUAGUGGUAGGUGAGAGUGAGGGGAUAGCUAAUUCUCUAUUAAUCAUCACACUGUUUUGACUAGUCAUGAAACAAAGCCUGUUUGUAAACAUAUGUAAAUAUCUAUCUUACUAGAUAAAGAUAGGAAUCUUGCUGAAUAUCAGAAUUGAUAGGAAUGAAUUUUUGUCUGCAAAGUAGAUAUGGUUAUUAUGCAUGUAUGUGUGGUGUUUUGACCUUUAUAUUUUUUUUUCUCCCAAGGGAAAGAAAGAUGCUGUAAGUAGUAGGAAACUGACUUGAUAAACUCUAUCCUUGAGUUUUCCCAAUUUUGCUUACACAAUGUCAUUCUUCACUUAACGUUCUAGGCAACUAUACAUGUAUUUUUAACUUUCAAAUGCAACUCUUUAAGCCAUAAUCAACCAGAACUUAAGGUAACUGGGCUAAGCAUAUUGGGAUCUCAUAGUAAAAGAGUAAGUUAUACAAAUGCAGUUUUAAAUUCCCUCAUGCUGACAGUCUUCUGCUUUUGGUGGGGGGGGAUUUUUUGCACAACUUUAAGGGCAAUAAUAUCUUUCUGCCAUCACUGAAAAAUCAACUGCAUAAGAAAAUUCCAUUAUGGAAGACUUCAGCUUGCAGUAUGAAACCAUAACUCUGCCUUUUGCAAAAUGUGGAAGUAUUUUCAGUCAGAACUGUGAUGCCUGUUCAAAAGGUCACAACCUUGGCAGGCAAUACUACUGUCUGGUACCAAAAAUCGCCUCUAAUCACAUGAUGAAUUCUAAUAUGAACUUCUGAAGAGACUAGAAAAUCACUGUUAGCUAUUUGGUGGCUUAGUAAAUUAGCACUCAUGUUAACUACUUCUGUUGUGGUAGUUUCAUUUGGGUCACAUGUACUGAAUUACUUAAAUAUCAACUUCAGGGGAAAUUCACUCAUGUUUUACAUAGGCUGGUAAAUUGAAAACAUCAUAAAGAUUUAAAUAGUUUUCUCUAUUAGAACACCUAACUGGCCUGCACGUUGUAUGCAUAACAGUAGUUGCUUUCUUGGCAUUACAGCGUCAAUUACUGUAAAUCCUUUGAAAGAACUGAAUCAGUGAAUGCAUGUUCUCUUGCAUUCACAACUUCGUGAUAGAAGAAGGUCUCUUAAAUGGUUCUGUUAUGACUGAAUUGCAAAGUUAAAAGGAGAUUACAUAGUUAUUUCAGACUAAAUUUUAUGCAACUGUAACUCCUGAACACGAGACUAAAAUAGGCAUAGAGGCCAUCAUAUCAAGUUUUCAGUCCCUCUUUUUUUUUUUUAACUUUUUAUAUCUAAAUAAGCAUAACCUGAAACUGAGGGCUUUCUCAACUCAAAUAGUAUCAGUGGCCCUUUAUACGCUUAAAUUCUUGAAUUCAAAAACUUAUAAUUCUCGCUUUUAUUGUAGAAACUUUCUUGAUUACAUGUAUUCUCCUAGUAAUUAGUUGUGAUCUUGUUUAUAGAGGCCCUGGAGCAGUUAUAGGUCACCAUGUUCAAUAUCUUCUAUGUUGCAUUAUAAUUAUAAACAAAAAAGUCAGGAAAGUGUUUAACUCCUUUUUGGAGUUCUCCAUUAUAAUUAACUUGGGUAAUCUUCUGAUCAAAUUAAUAUUAUAUGUGUUGUAAAAACAUAAAGUUUCUUGUCUUGGUCGGUCAUUAAGCUACUUGAGUUUUCCAGUAAACACUAAUACUGCCAAGAAAGCCUGUCGCAAACACUGAACUUGUUUAUAGUACACACUUUUUUCAUCUUACAAAUGCUGUGCAGCCUUAACUGCCUACAGCCUUAACAAAAUAUGUUGGUCUUCCCUCCCUGGGUAGAAGAAACUUGAUCUUUACAGCAGAGCUUGCUUCGUUUCCUCCCUUCUCCUGCUCCUCCUUCUGUCCCCCGUCCCCGCUCCCCACAGCAAAUUGAGGAUGUUGUCUGGAUGUUCAUAUUUUUGGAAUGUGAAUGACAAACUGGCCCUUUGGGGAGGAGGGAACAAACUAUAAUACUGUCCUAAACAAGUGUUGGUUAUUAGUCGUCAUUGGCUUUGUAUGUUGCAUAUUAAGGACUAAAUGUCAUUAGCUAGGUCAGUGUGUUCUUUUGUCCUCUGUUAUGCUGUCUUUCAUUCACUUACAGAAUGUAUUUAAGCUGUUACAUUAUUUAGACUUUGUUACACUUUUCUAUUGUUUAAAUAUUUCAAUGUAUGUGUUAUGUUUGUGUGGCUCUUGCUAUGGGUUUGGUACAAGUCAUAACUGGUUAAACCUAACACUGAUCCUCUAUGUACAGCAUUCACUUAUAAAAAGCUUGUUUUCUUUCAUAUAAAAGAUGCACAUAUAAAGGAUCAAAUGAACCAGUAUUUAUGUAUGGGCUGGAGAUUUACUCAAAAUGUAUGCAGUGAAUUGAAGCAGUAUAGCUACUUAUUAAAUGCCAUAUGACAUAAUCUACAACAGUCUUCUAAUAGACUUCAAUAAAAAGAUCAGUUAUACAGACA
Messenger RNA from Dermochelys coriacea (leatherback sea turtle), 5878 nucleotides. RefSeq names its product pyruvate dehydrogenase phosphatase catalytic subunit 1 (gene PDP1). The record is from RefSeq and is a predicted model, not a curated record. NCBI's taxonomy places the organism in Eukaryota, Metazoa, Chordata, Testudines, Dermochelyidae. Gene Ontology annotation, biological process: protein dephosphorylation. Gene Ontology annotation, molecular function: cation binding; protein serine/threonine phosphatase activity. The coding region runs from base 1551 to 3155 and encodes 534 amino acids. The transcript has 2 exons.